Messenger RNA from Schistosoma turkestanicum, 1870 nucleotides. The record is from the annotation of a GenBank genome assembly. NCBI's taxonomy places the organism in Eukaryota, Metazoa, Platyhelminthes, Trematoda, Strigeidida, Schistosomatidae.
UUUUUAAAUUGCAUGAACUGUCUCACAAUGACAGUCACUCCAUUUAUGCCAAAUAAUAUUCCACUCAUUGAUGUAAGCAUUUUAGAUGCUAAUGAUCAAGAAAAUAUAUGGAAAGUAUUGCAAUCAGUAUUUCCUAACUGGUCAAAACAGUAUACUAAAAUUCGGUCAUUAGAAGAAGGAUUAUCUAAUGUAGUGCUUCGUUUUGAUUAUAAUAAUAAAACAAAUGAACCUGAAACUAUUUUAAUGCGUAUUCGAACAAAAUUAUCAGAUUUUAUUGUUAAUAGAUGGGAUGAAAUAAAACACAUGCAUUUACUUCAUGAACUUGGUGGUGAACAAAAAUUAUAUGCAGUAUUUCAAAAUGGUCUAGUUUAUUCAUUUAUUAAAGGAUCUACAAUAAGUGUGGAUAAAUUUUCAGUACCAAAGUAUAGUGAAUUAAUCAUUGACCAAGUGGCUAGAUUGCAUAGUUUACCAGCUCGAGAAACUAUGCUACGUUUAUUUCCUAAUGAAUAUAAAGAUUCAUCACAACUUUCUACAAAACCUGUACUUUUGUCAACAAUACGAAAUUGGAUUGAAAAAUUACCAACUAGUUAUAAUAAUGAUAAACAAAAAUUUGAAAGAUUAAAAAAUGAAGUUCCUUCAAAAGACGCUCUCUUGAAUGAAGUGGCAUAUUUAGAAAAAUUACUUGAAAAUUCUAUUUCCCCAGUUGUUCUAUGUCAUAAUGACUUAUUAGCUGGUAAUAUUGUCGUUUCUCCAGAUGAAAAAUCAGUUCAUUUUAUUGAUUUUGAAUAUUGCGGAUUUAAUCAUGCAGCAUUUGAUAUUGGAAAUCAUUUUUGUGAAUUUGCUGGUAUAAAUACAGUAAAUUUCGAUAAUUAUCCAACAGAAGAAUUUCAACGUUUAUGGAUUAGCAAAUAUUUAAAAGCAAAAGAUUAUUAUGAGAAAUUAUUUAAUCAACAAAAAGAAAUUGAUCAACAUGGAUAUUCUAUCACUCCAAUUAUUGUGAAUGUAUCUUCUUCCGAUACAAAUCAUAUUGAUACACAUUGUAAUAGUAAUGGGAGUAGUACUAAUAAAACUGAUAAGAAUAAUUGUGAAGAUGAAACUUUACUUGAAAAAUGGUUGAUUGAAGUGAAUCGUUUUGCUUUGGCAGCUCAUUUAUUCUGGAGUGUAUGGGCAGUGAUAUUAUCAGUUCAAGAACAAAAAAAAUUUGAUUAUUUAUCAUAUGGUAUCUCUCGUAUCAAUCAGUAUUAUGCAAUGAAAAAUCGUCUCAACACACUGCAUUCUUCAACAAAAUAAAAUGAUUGAUGCGCAGUUUCAUCACUACUACAAAAAUGCUCAAUGGUUGUGAAGAGACUUUGUUAAUAAACUAACUCAUAACUACAGUUAGUUAAUCAAUCGAUUUGUACUUGCCUGUCUGUGCCUGUGCCUGUGCGUGUGUGUGUGUGUAUAUAUAUAUAUGUAUAUCAAAUGGAAGACUGUUUAUUCUCUUCCUGUUUUUUUUUUCUUUUUGUUUACGAAUAUUAAUUAAUUAAUUAAUUACACUUUUAUUUAUUUGUUCAUAUUAUUAUUUUUCAUGGUCGUAAAAUUGGUGUAGGAUCAGUGAUUCAUUCUAUUCUUCUACUGGCGUGAAGAAAUCAAUCAAUCCAAUCGACCAUUAAUAUUUCUUUUCUUUUCUUUUUUUUAUAAAAAAAAAGAAAAACAAAUCGACUUAUUUUUUCAUAAAAUGAUCAGUAAAGAAAAACAUUAUUUUCUUCAUUCAACAUAUUUGAAGAGGUCAAUGAGAAGAAUGAAUUUUCGAAUCCGGUGAUUUGUUUGACUGGGCGAUUUCUGGCAUUUCAAUUGUCAUGUUGAUGAUUUUAUUAUAUUCAGAGAGAAG